AAAAAAUCAAUAAAAUUCCUGGCAAGUGUGGAAUGUUUUUCAGUUUUUGUUUUUAUACCUGAUGCUGUAUUUUCUAGGAAAGGUGAUAUUUUUAGGAGGGGAUAGUAAUGAUAUUAGGAUUGACUGGCCAUUUUAUCGGUCAGUUUACAGCUGGAGUUGUUGGAGGAUACUCUAGAAAAAUUAACAGGUCACCUCGAGGAAAAUCAUGGCAAAAUCAGUCAAUGAUGUCCAAACCGUGGAGACCGAUGUGGAAACAGCAGUUGCAUUCACAGGCUUUGGAAAGUUCAACAUCAAAGUUUUGAUUCUGUGUGGAUUAAUUUAUAUGAAUACAGGAUUCAGUAUAAGCAGUGUGGGAUUUAUUCUUCCUUCAGCUGCUUGUGAUUUUCAGCUCACGACAAUUGAUAAAGGCCGGAUAUCAGCUACACCCACUCUAGGAAUGCUUUUGGGUGCAUAUUUUUGGGGUUGCCUAGCUGAUCUAGCAGGAAGGAGAAAGGCCCUCAUGACAUCAACUUUCUGCUACGCAUUAUGCGAAAUCCUCUCAUCUGUAGCCUCGAAUUACUCGGCAUUUCUCCUCCUCAAAUUUCUCAGCGGUUUUUCAAUAACAGGCCUCAGCACUGUGGUAUUUACUUACCUGGGUGAAUUCCAAUCCGGAAAAAUGAGGGAGAGAAUGCUGUGCUGGAUGGAGAUGGCUUGGUCUCUUGGUCUGAUAGCUCUUCCCCUGACUGGCUGGGCAAUCAUACCUCUGCCCAUAUCGUUUGUCAAUGACAUAUUCUUCUUUCGCUCUUGGAAUCUUUUCGUAAUAAUCUGCGCGCUGCCAUCAGUAUUUAUUGGAUUUUGGAUUCUGUCGUUUCCGGAGAGCCCUAAAUAUCUUGCUGAGACUGGAGACACGCGUGCUCUCGCCAAAACACUUUGUAUCAUGCACCAGGAAAAUACUGGACUGCCUUUUGACGAUUAUCUGGAGACAUUGUCGAACAACGGAUACGAAAGUCUCAGCGAGAAGCUUGGCAGCUGUAAAGUAGAUGGAGAAAAAUUUUCAAAUCCUCAAAAAUCGCAAAAGGAUAGGAUCCACAAGUCAUUAAAAAAUAUCUAUCAACAAACCCUAGCGCUGGUGAGACCCCCGCUGCUUCAAAAAACGGCAAAUGUUUGCAGUAUUAUGUUCUGCUUGGGAUCUUCAUAUUACGCCCUGAUGCUAUGGUUUCCAGAGCUCUUUCAGAGAUUCGCAAGGUUUGAAGCAGAAUUUCCUGGAGAAUCUGCCAGUGUCUGCAGGGUUUCCCAGGAAAAAAUCUCAGAAGAUUCAGUGAGCACUAACUGUCCAUCAACAGUUCCAAGAGAUGUUUACGUUCACACAUUGAUCCUUGGGUUUGCCUGUGUGCCUCUCAGUCUCAUGCUGCCCCUCUGCGUUAAUCAAUUGGGAUAUAAAUUUUAUCUAGUGGUUUCGACACUCGUUGCAUCAAGUGUAACUGUUGGAUUGCUAUUUGUAACUUCCUCCAUUCAAAAUCUUAUACUCUCCUGUAUCUUUGAGGCUGCCUCCUCCAUUGGUAUGAGCAUUGUAUUGGCUGUUGUUGUAGAUUUGUUCCCAACUAAUUUACGAGCUUUUGCAGCUGCUGGUUGUUCUUUCUGUGGAAGAUUUGGUGCUUUAGUGGGUAAUUACAUGUUUGGAUAUAUCAUUGAUACGCACUGCCUGAUGCUCAUUACUAUCGUAGCUAGCAAAUUAUUGAUAUGUGGAGUUCUUGGAUACUUGCUCCCUGUUGGGAGAAAAUCCAAACAAACGGUUGUGUCUCCCGAGCAAAUACCUGAAUAAAGAAUUUUUCAUUUGUUAA
Fopius arisanus is the source of this 1820-nucleotide messenger RNA. Its product is annotated as synaptic vesicle glycoprotein 2B. Bases 206 to 1801 code for a protein of 531 amino acids. Gene Ontology annotation, molecular function: transmembrane transporter activity. Gene Ontology annotation, biological process: transmembrane transport. The transcript has 11 exons. NCBI's taxonomy places the organism in Eukaryota, Metazoa, Arthropoda, Insecta, Hymenoptera, Braconidae. The record is from RefSeq and is a predicted model, not a curated record. Gene Ontology annotation, cellular component: membrane.